Coccidioides immitis RS is the source of this 886-nucleotide messenger RNA. Its product is annotated as transcription elongation factor spt4. Gene Ontology annotation, biological process: regulation of transcription elongation by RNA polymerase II; chromatin organization; mRNA processing. Bases 200 to 562 code for a protein of 120 amino acids. The record is from RefSeq and is a predicted model, not a curated record. The transcript is spliced from 4 exons. Lineage: Eukaryota; Fungi; Ascomycota; Eurotiomycetes; Onygenales; Onygenaceae. Gene Ontology annotation, cellular component: DSIF complex; nucleus. Gene Ontology annotation, molecular function: RNA polymerase II complex binding; zinc ion binding.
CAGCUAACUGGCGAGCAAGAUUUCAAAGCCCUUUCUAGCUCUUCUCUUUGUUCAACUGCUCAGUUUGGUGUUGUUUGCCUCAAUCAAAUUCUGGUUUUAGCUAUUUCAUCAAUCGUCCUGUCGCAUAGAUAGCUCUUGUCUCUUCAAAUCUUCUAGCUCGAAGGCCUUACCCACAACCACCACACCUCGAGCUCCAGUCAUGUCCUUUUAUGUCUCAUCUGGCCAGCAGCGCACUCUCCGCGCAUGCAUGGUCUGCUCAAUCGUUCAACUCCACAGUAAAUUCAUGCGCGACGGCUGUCCCAACUGCGAACCCUUUCUGAACCUCCGCAACAACGCCGACAGCAUUCAAGAAUGCACAUCACAAGUGUUCGAAGGUUUGAUCGCCCUAGCAAACGAGCGGUUGUCGUGGGUUGCGCGAUGGCAAAGGUUAGAUGGCUACGUGAGCGGGACAUAUGCGGUCAAAGUUGUUGGAACGCUACCGCCGGAAGUCCUUGCAACUCUUGAGGAUGCUGGUGUCAAGUACUUCCCGAGAGAUGGAAGUGCUGUUGAUGAGGAGGGUUAGCUGUUCUCUUUAUUUUUUUUCGAUUCGGAUGCUUUAGCAGGAGUCGGCGUUUUGAAACGAAUUUAUCACGGACUCGUUUUAGAUCAUGUUUAACGCGCGUGAGCAUUGGCGUCGGUUGACAUAUGGUCCAGAUUUUCUUUUUCUUUUUACCAAAAGAUAUGAAAUGCUUUAUUUGUAUCGUCAUGGAGUUGUCUAAGUUGAUCAGAGACUGGACGCCUCUUACAAACUCGGAUUCACUGCAACGGCAAUGGCGUCAAGAGCCAAUAAAAAUGCAGCAUCAUAAAAUGGAAACAAAUGAGAGUGGAAAUAGUCACUCGUAUAUCA